Molecule: messenger RNA, 1435 nt
Organism: Cylicocyclus nassatus
Lineage: Eukaryota; Metazoa; Nematoda; Chromadorea; Rhabditida; Strongylidae
Source: the annotation of a GenBank genome assembly
UUAUCUACCGUCUCUAGUGAAUUCUGUACAUAUACGCGUUUAUAUGGACACACUUAAUCGAGACUGUCUGGCGCAAAUAUUUCUCAAUCUCGACUUUAUCGAACGAGUACGUCUGGAAAAUGUUUGCCGUAUGUUCUACUAUGUUCUGCAUGACAGCCUUAGCUUUCUUCCUACGGUAGUUGGUGUGAUUGAACGAUGCGGACGUUAUGUACAACAACUGAGUUUUGGACAACGAUGGUUACGUAUAUCGCAGCCGAUUAUCGAUUGUAUUGCAAACAAAUGCACUCGUCUCCGUGUUGUGGAUCUUGGAGCAGUGAUACUAAGCGCAGAUCUGAGUCCCUUAUUGGAAAAGAUUGCUCCACAACUAGAAGAAUUUUCGCUGGAAGAGACUAGUUGGAUAAACAAUCAAUAUGCAGCAAAGGUCCAAAACUAUUUCAAAGAUAUGAAAAGGUUGCGGAAGUUGAAUCUACGUUCUGCCUUAUUUCAACUAACGAAGCUUGCCGAUCUACCCAUGACUCUCAAGUUCAUCGAAAUCAGUGGAGCCCAUGCUUUUCCACCCGAGACUUUACUCGAAUUUUUGGAAGGACGGGAUGAACUCGAAGAAUUUCAUGCAUCACCGGUUCCUAUGCUUGAUGACGAUAUUAUCGAUGCUAUUGGCUCUCUGCCAAAUCUACGACAUCUUUCAUUGGGACAUAAUCAAAAUAGCGAAUUAAAUUUUGAAGGCUUGGCAUUUUUAACAAAAUUGGAGACGCUUCGUUUUAAUAAUCUCUUCGGUCUAACCGAAGCCUCUCUACAUGCAAUUCUUUCACGGGUUGAAAAUUUAGAAGAGAUCUCACUAAUUAAAUGCAAAAAUGUUCUGGGAUAUACUGCGCUCAAUUGCUGUACUCAAUUACAUUCUCUGGAGAUUCGAAACACUAUGAACCUCGCCAACGAAGACCUCCUCACUCUCUGUUCCUAUGGAAAUUUAAAACGUCUAAUUAUUGCAAAUUGUUUCAAUAUUACUACUAGAGGAGUGACUAUCGCUCUAACGCAUUGUCAACUGAAAGAGCUGACCAUCAACAAAUGUGGGCCUGUUACUGAUGAGAUGAUGUAUACAUUGGCUUCAACACAACGAGAACUCGAAACGAUCUCGAUCGCAGAGUGCACGUCGAUCACAAGUAAGGGAGUUUCUGCGUUGGCAUGGCUACGUAAUGUUCACCUACUGCGUGAAGUUGACGUAUCAAGAAAUCGAAAUGUGGAUGACACAGUUGUUCGAAAUCUACAUACAGCGCUAGUUACAUCAGCUAAACGUCGAUCCCCAGAGGAAGAUUUGACUUCAAAAACUAAGGAUGACGAUGAACCGAAAGCGAAUAAGAAACUGGUAAUGUACAUUUUCGAUACGAGUAUUACAAGAGACGUCCAAAAAGAAGUGAAAGAAUGGAUAACUCUGUGUUGA